AUACUGUCGUCUAAGCUGUGCCACCUUAGAGAGUAGAACAUCAAAGGAGUAGCCGACAUGACAGAAGAAGGUUAUUUCUAUAAGUAAAUGGUGGGACUAUGGUGUUUAUAUGUGAAAGUUUCAAUAUUUUGUUCGGGAUUUUAAUGUUCUAAUAUUAGAUAUGAUAUCAGGGGUGAGAGCAAGGGUGUUUAUUGUGGCCAUGUUGUUUGGUUCUAGUUCUACACGUGACCAAGACAAAGACAUUUUCAGACCCUGCACAGAUUUGACUCCGAUAGAUCUAAUCAAAGAAGCAGUUCCAACAAUACAAGAUUUACCAGAUGGCGUUAGUGUCACGUAUGACCCAGAAAGUCACGUGCAUGCAUUCGGAUUUUCAAACGAGGCACACGAGCUGCACUUUCCCUCUAAAAAUAUAUUCAAGCGAUGUAACAUAUUUCCUGAGGAAUUUUCCUUUUUCUUUGUUUACCAGUACAAAGUGAAACCUGCCCGACGCGAAUGCUUGCUUUCUCUAGUGGAUGAAGAGACUAAUUCUGACGUCAUUUCUGUGUCAUUUUCAAAAACAAGAAUUUUAUUUAGAUAUCAAAAUCAGACAAUUAAAUUUAAAUCUUCCAUUAUCGAUGACUCUUAUUGGCAUACGAUUGGUUUCAGUGUGUCGGGCAAAAAUGUUGCCAUGACAAUCGACUGCCGAAUGGAGAAAUCGAAAAAAUUAAGAAGGCAAUUCCCGGCUCUUCUGUCUGUGAAUAAUAGAAUAUUCAGUAUUGCAAGAUGUCAUUCCAAACAUACCAUGUUCCAGGGUUUGCUGAAAGAUGUUAUUUUUGUCCCAGGAGCAGAUGCCGCAGUUCGUGCAUGUCCUCCCCGUCCGCCAUCUUAUAAUGAAAUGGACAACAGGAUACCUAUGGUACCAGAAAGUCCGAUGACGUCAUAUUGGCCACGUGGUAGUGUAUGUACAUGGCUGGAUGUUGGUAAUUUGGCCUUUGAUGUUUAUACUCAGAAAAUUAAAGUUUGUGUGAAUGGAAUAUGGCAAGAAGUUACUGUAGAAACUGAGAAAUAUCGUUUAGACUAUGUAUUAGAAUAUCAAACAUUGACCACACCCAGUGCUUCUAUUGACGUCACAGUAUUUCAUCUACCAGGGGAAGGCAUGUUUGCAGCAUUUGCUAAUAAUGGCGGCGGUGACGACUCCUCGGGACAUUCUGUUAUAUUUAAAUGGAUCGAUGGAAGAUUUGAAUUUUACCAGAAACUAUCCACAGAGUCAGCACAAUCCUGUGAAUUUUUUCAAAUAAAAAAUCAGUUUUUCCUUGCAGUGGCCAACUACGGUAACUCCACAUCCAAACAGAAUAAUUCGACAAUAUUCCGCUGGCAUAGGAGGAGAAAGAAAUUCAAACCUUACCAGGAAAUUCUAACAUGGACGGCUCGAGAUUUUGAAUAUUUUGAAAUAGACGGAGAUCAUUAUUUAGCUGUGGCUAAUCAUGCUGAAGGUGAUAACAAUGACGUAGAAUCUAGUAUUUAUCAAUGGAAUAAAGAGAAGAAGCAAUUUGAAGAGAAACAAACGAUACCCACCAUUGGUGCCUACGAUUGGACACAUUUUACAGUUGACGGUUUUCAUUUUCUAGUUGUAGCUAACGCUUUUAAUGGAUUAACUACCUUAGUUUAUUCUGUGAUAUAUUUUUGGCAGAAUGGUCAACUCGUACAGUUUCAAACUAUGGAGACAAAUGGUGCUACAGAUGUAGAAUGGUUUACGAUAAAUGGUGAUAUAUUCCUGGCAAUAGCCAAUGCCUUUAAUUACGGUCCACAGAAUUACCUGGAUAAGGAUACACAAUUUACCAAUUCCACCAUUUAUAAAUUAAACAAAGAUAAGAAAAUAUUUGAGAAAUAUCAAUCGAUUCCCACGUAUAGUGCGAUUGAUUGGGAAUAUUUUCAAGUGGGUCCAGAUCAUUACCUUAUUGUCUCGAACGCCCAGAACGGUGGUAGUCCCGAUCAACACACCAGUAUUAUUUAUAGAUGGCAGGGUAUGGAGAAGUUUGUGGCCGUCCAUCGUUUAAUCACCCCGGCAACUGCCGACUGGGAAAUCUUUACUGAUAAAAAAGAUAUUUACCUCAUUUAUGCUAAUGCUAAAGACACUACCUCACAAGUUCUUAAAGUCAAGUUCGUGUAGCCGCCAUUAUAUCGUGCCAGGGUCGGAUUAAGCUUGGGUGAGGCCCUUAGUUGAAAAUGCAACUGGGACCCUUGCAUCAACAUAUUCUGGUCAAUGUCCAUCAAACUCACACAAAUACAAUUUGUAUAUCAGUAUGGUAGAUAGAUUUAAUUGGCACAUACAUAUACAACAUAAUAAAUCACAUAUUUAUUUAUGAUACAAAGGUUUUUUUUAAAACUAAUGUGGGGGCCCCUUUAAUAUUAACAACGGGCAUUAUAUAAGAAUAUUGAAAGUAUCAUAGCUUAAAGAUACAUUAUUCAAGAGCUAAAUUUGUCUACUGCAGGACUUUUUUCAGGUCGUAAAUGCAAGUUAUAUAAAUUAUUAAUUAGACAUUGAAAUUUUAUUAACGUGACAAGGUCAUACUCAACUCUCGAUGCCGUUGGGUACUCGAGAUUUUAACUAGAUUAGAACGGUUCGGCCAUUUAAUGAUUUAAUUUAAAAAUGGAGAAGUGAUGCAAAGGCUCGAAUAUACCAGUACCGUGGUUACGAUAUUAAACAAUCAAUGCACACAUCUGGUCAAAACUACAAACAGUAAUAACAUGACUGAGAAUAAAGAAAUUUUGCAUUAUCUGUUUUUGAACUAUA
This is a messenger RNA of Patella vulgata (common limpet), 2773 nucleotides long. Its product is annotated as thrombospondin-type laminin G domain and EAR repeat-containing protein. Gene Ontology annotation, biological process: signal transduction. The transcript is spliced from 10 exons. The coding region runs from base 161 to 2149 and encodes 662 amino acids. NCBI's taxonomy places the organism in Eukaryota, Metazoa, Mollusca, Gastropoda, Patellidae. The record is from RefSeq and is a predicted model, not a curated record.